UGCUCCCAGUCAUUUCUCCCUUUCUCCCCCCUCCUCACUUCUUUGCUCCCCUCCUCCCGCUCUGACUAAGUGCUGCAGCAUCAGUGCAAGUGUGUAUGUGUGAGAGAAAGCAGCACGGAACGAAAGAGAUGGACAAGUGUGUGUAAGCAGAGUGUGUGACCGUGAAGCACCGGGGAUCCUGAGCCUGGAGGGGAGCCGUGUGAGCAGAGGGGGGACUCUUCUGCCUGUGGAUGUAUGUGCCAGGACAGCGUUAUUUGCAGGCGAGUGGAUGUGUGUGCGUGUGAGAGACAGUGAGUGUGGGCAUGCCAGCGUGCAUCUGUGUAACACUGUCGUCGAUCAGCGACAGGCUCUUCGCAUUAUGCAGCCGAUGGUGCUCAUCACACUUUGAGGACUGACUCAUCUAGCUCGGCUGGUGAAGACAGAAGAACGAAAGACAGAGGAAGACGGGUGGAUGGAAAGACAAGGAGGGAGAUUUAGGUUCCUGAUGCUCUGGGUCCCUCUAGAACAUUCAAGAGUCUAAUCUGUUUGUGGGAUGCCAGUAGCCCCCUCUUGUUCCCCCACAAAUUGGAAUUGCAGACAUAACCAAACACAAAUCUAAAAUUGCUCAAAAAGCCCUAAAAGAAAAAUAAAUUCCCAACCAUCGCCUGACCGAAAGGAAGGUGUUCACUUCUCCUCUGCUCCACGGACGAGGACAGGAGGAUCUCCAGUCUCUGCGUUGUCUUUUUCCGCUUGAUAUUGCUCUUUUUUGGGGUGGGGGCGGUUGCAGGAUCCUAUCCCAGAACCAGGAGGAGAGAUAAGAGGCUGGCAGACAAGACGGGACAGACGCAGGCAUGGCUCGCCUCAACUGGUGCCUGGCUGCUGUCAUCAGCUGGGGCAAGUUCCUCUUUGCCUGCUUCUUUCCUCUGCGGGGGGCCAAACGAAACAAGCCCGACGAGCUGGAGGGUGUCCACACACACACCUUUAAGCUGAAGCCAUUCAAGAAGGCCAAGAGUUGUGAUAUAUGCAAGCAGGCCAUCACCAAAGAGGGCCUCAUCUGUAAAGCGUGCCGGCUAUCCUGCCAUAAGAAAUGUGAAGUAAAGGUCACUACAUCAUGUCAAACAGCUACCAACUGUGAGCCGCCUCCUUCUCUUCAACUGCCAUUAAAGCAUGUAGACACACCGGGAUCUACGAGAUCCUGCAAAAGUGUGGAGAUAAGGCGAAAGCAGUCACGGAGUCAGAGCGUGGUUCUGGCCAUGGAGGAGAGCUAUGAGGUGGACCUGGUCUACAUCACAGAGAGGAUCAUCUCUGUCUCUUUCCCCGCCGGUGCCGAAGAGCGCAGCUACACCACCAACCUCAAGGAGGUGGCGACAAUGCUACAGUCGAAGCACGGCACAAACUAUCUGGUGCUCAACUUGAGCGAUUGGAGGAAUGAUUUGUCAAAAUUAAACCCCAAGGUUCUGGAGUUUGGCUGGCCGGAUCACCAUGCACCAGCACUGGACAAGAUCUGCAGCAUGUGCAAAGCUAUCGAUACUUGGCUUAAUGGAGACCCACACAAUGUGGUGGUACUGCACAAUAAGGGGAAUCGAGGUCGAACUGGGGUGGUGGUGGCUGCGUAUAUGCACUACAGCAAUAUAUCUGCAAGUGCUGACCAGGCACUGGACAGGUUUGCUAUGAGGCGUUUCUAUGAAGACAAAGCACUUCCUGUGGGUCAGCCAUCGCAGAGAAGGUAUGUGCGAUACUUUAACGGCCUCCUUUCUGGACACAUCAAAAUCAACAACAAGCCUCUGUUCCUGCAUCACGUCAUCAUGCACGGCAUACCCAACUUUGAAUCCAAAGGAGGCUGCCGUCCCUUCCUGAAGAUCUACCAGGCAAUGCAACCAGUCUAUACGUCAGGAAUAUACAAUGUGCAAGGAGACAGCAACACCAGUAUCUGCAUCACUAUUGAACCUGGACUCCUUUUGAAGGGAGACAUUUUGUUGAAAUGUUACCACAAGCGAUACAGAAACCCAACCAGAGACGUGGUGUUUAGAGUUCAGUUCCAUACUUGUGCCAUCCAUGACCUGGGGGUGGUUUUCGGGAAGAGUGAGCUGGAUGAGACAUUCAAAGAUGACAGGUUCCCAGAGUACGGGAAGGUGGAGUUUGUUUUCUCAUAUGGACCAGAAAAAAUCAAAGGUUUGGGCCACCUGGAGAAUGGGCCGAGCGUUUCUGUGGACUACAACACCCAGGACCCUUUGAUCCGCUGGGACUCGUACGAUAAUUUUGACCAGCGCUGUGAGGACGCAACAGAUGGCGAGCAUGAUGUUGUUCACACCCAAGGUCCACUUGAUGGAAGUCUAUAUGCCCGGGUCCGCAAAAAAGACUCCCUGGGGGAAGUCGUCACCAUCAAUGGCCUCCCAAUCCGGGACAACCCCUUGACAAAUGCAGAGAACUCAUUGCAGCAGACCAACCACCCCUUGCAAACAACUGAGCAGACCCUUCCUGUGACUGGUCAUACUUCCCUCCCUGCUGUUGACCAUACCCUCUCUGUGAGCAGUGACUCAGGCAACUCAACUGCAUCCAUCAAAACUGAUCGUACUGAUGAGCACAGUCAGUCCCUGCACAGUGCUGUGAGCCACAACAAUCCAACAACAAACCAUCCACCACUCAGCCCACAAGAGAAAAGAGAGCUUGACCAGCUUCUGAGUGGCCUUGAAGCACCAACUCAACGGCAAGCCUAUCUGUCCACAUCUGCCAGCCCAGGAGGAGGAGUACGACACCUGGUCCCUGCGCAGGUCCACGUCAACGGGGGCCACACCAGAUUAGUUGGUGCACCUUCGACAGAUGCACGUGAGACAGACAUUCUCGACGACGAACUGCCUAAUAGCCAAGAGGGGAACAGUGUGGACAGCUUGGGUACACUGUCAUCGCUAGAGGGUCAGGCAACACCAGGUGACCUCUACUACCAAUCACAGCCACCUGUCAGUGGACAGAACGACGGACCAUACCUUGAGAGAAACAUCCUUGGGGAAAAACUGAGCGACAUGCCAGUACAUGGAGUCCGAACUCCUAUGGCAAUGCAAGAGAGGUCUGUGGACUCACCAUCACCUCAAGGGGGAUACAACAACUACCAAAAUGGAGGAGGGAUGUAUCGUUCACAAUCUUUUGGGAAUCCACCUGCCAGCAGCCCUGAGACAAAUCUUAAGCUGAUGCCCAGGGCCCCUGAGAGGAGCACCAGUAGUCGAGAAGCUGUUCAGCGAGGGCUCAGUGCCUGGCACCAAUAUAGUCUUCCAGAUGAUCCAUUUGGCCCUCCUCUUCAAUCAACCCACAGCCUGCCCCAUUUUCCAACCUCGGCCUCACAGCGAGACAUUGAGCAAUCCAUUGAGGCACUGAACAUGCUGAUGCUCGAUUUGGACCCAAUCAACUCCCACAUGUCAAAGUCUCAUAGUGCACCACCUGGGGAGAACAGCCUAAGUUCAUCCCAGGUACCCUUCUCCCAGACUUUGGCUAGGCCGUCGUACCAAGCAGACUCUGCCAUCCAUGGCUACAACAACUCUGGUUCAGUCAACAACACCUAUCAUCAGCCCCUACGUUCAGUUGGGAGGGUUUCGACAUUGCCAAACCAGAGUCCAGUUAUGGAGUCUCCAGCAUACUCCCCCCAGAGGUCCAACGCUGGCUACCAACACCAAAACACUACUCCAACACACACCCCCGAGCCCUACCUCCACACACGGCAGACAUCCCACCACUACUCCAUCCUCAAUGAAGUUUCAUCGUCAAACUUCAACCAGCAGGCACCACAGAAGCCAAUCAACUCGUACGCAGCCAUUGGAGUUUCACACUCUCCAGACCUCCAGGGGUCAUCUCCUUACCCAGGCUACAGCACCUCUUCUUCUCCGCUUCCUGCAAUAACCCCUCAGCCCAAGGAAACAUCUUCUUCACCAUUGCCCAGAGAACAAGAUCCAGAGGAAGAGACACUAAACUUGGAAGGUCUUGUUGCUCACCGCAUUGCUGAGUACAACGCUCGAAUUCGUGGCAUCAGUGAAAGCAUGACACCACAACAAUCUGACCGCCAUCGCUCCUAUUCCUUCUCUGGAGUUCGCUCCAGAGGGAUGACACCGGAGGUGAUGCAAGAGACAGGCAGGCGUCGGACCACGAGUGAGGGCCAGUACCAGAGCAGCCAUGAAAACACAUCAGCAGCACAUUCACCAGACUUUGCCAACAAUUUGGCCCUCAACCCAGGAGGAAGACCCAGAGAGGGUCCCAUGCACAGUUACCGGGAGGCAUUUGAUGACGAUGAGGCGGGAAGGCUUGCCAACAGUCCCACCAUUGGUGGUGGUGGUGAGAACUACCCCCUGACCCCCAGUUUCCCCGUGUCACCACAGAGUCCUUACUUCAACGUGUCUCGCUCCACUCCAGGUCUGACUAAGACUCCUUUGUCAGCACUGGGAUUGAAACCUCAUCAACAAGGUGGAUCAGACUCUGAUUCUAAUGAUGGAGAGCAAGAUAAUCUGAGUUAUGGGGACUCCAGGGCACAACCUUUCAAUGCUCCUUUCUCCUCCAGCAGUCCUGUCCACAGUGUUGAUGGAAGGAAUAUUGGUUCUUUGGAUGGUGCCCCACACAGCCCUGCUUCCAUGCAUGCCCACAGACCCGCCUCCCCAGAGGGCUCCCAGGUCAACAUCAUGGGCGUGCAUACUGUUCCCGGCAGCCCUAACACCCUCCACCGCACAGUGGCCACCAACACCCCACCCAGCCCUGCCCUCCAAAGACGUCUAGGUCAAGCCAGCCCCUCACUGGCCAGACAUCCCCCUCCAGGUGGCGUUCCCUCCAGCCCUCUGAUUGGCCGAAGCUCUAAAACAGCAGCUGCUGUUCACCCGAGCCCAUUAAUGGGACGUCGCACAACAGCAAGUGGACAUAGCACACCCGAUGAGCUUGGUGCUGCGUCCCGUCAGGGAAGCACCCAACCGCCUCCCACACCCACCUUCCCAGUCUCCCCACAGUUGCCUGAAAAAAGACAUAUGUCCAGCGGAGAUGCAGAGAGGACAGACAACAAGAACCUGACACCGACACCAGCUAGCGGUGGCAGCACGCCAAACCUGUCCGGCGCACACACCAUCCCAGACGUCUCAAAGUCCAUAUAUGAUGGUUAUCCUGACAUUAAGAUGAAUGUUAAGUUUGUACAGGACACCUCCAAGUUCUGGUACAAGCCAGACAUCUCCAGAGAGCAAGCCAUCAAUCUGCUAAAGGACAGGGAGCCCGGAGCGUUCAUCAUAAGGGACAGCCAUUCUUUCCGUGGGGCCUAUGGUUUGGCAAUGAAGGUGGCCUGCCCCCCACCAACCGUCCAGCAGAACAAAAAAGUUGGUGACAUGACAAACGAGCUGGUGAGGCACUUCCUGAUUGAGACGAGCCCCAAAGGUGUCCGCCUGAAGGGCUGCCCCAAUGAGCCCUACUUUGGAUGUCUCUCUGCUCUGGUGUACCAGCACUCGAUGACCCCACUGGCCCUCCCCUGCAAGCUGAUGAUCCCCACCAAAGACCCAAAUGAAGAAGCGUUGGAGCUUGCCACGCCAACUGAUCCAGUUGUUGAACUUCUCAAACAAGGAGCAGUUCAGAGCGUUCCUGAGGAAGCACAUGCGUGCAAUGUUCUUUACAUCAACUCUGUGGACAUGGAAUCUCUCACGGGGCCUCAGGCCAUUGCCAAGGCAAUUAGUCAGACGCUGGCAACCAACCCUCUUCCUGCUGCCACCACCGUCCACUUUAAAGCAUCCACACAGGGCAUUACGCUCACGGACAGCCAGAGGAAGAUUUUCUUUAGGCGACAUUACCCCAUCAAUACGGUAACAUACUGUGACACAGACCCCCAGGACAGAAAAUGGAGCAAAGAAGGAGGUGGUUCAGUGAAGCUUUUUGGAUUCGUUGCAAGGAAACAAGGAAGCACAACUGACAAUGUCAGCCACUUAUUUGCUGAGCAGGACCCAGAUCAGCCUGCCACCGCCAUCGUCAGCUUCGUCUCCAAAAUGAUGAAGCGGUGAAGUCCCUAACUCUGAAAGGCAGUGGCCAUUUUGCAAUCUUUCAUCGUCGUUUGUGUCCUUUUUAGCCAGGACUCGAUGAUGUCCUUUAAUUUCAGUUUAUUCAUGAUUCGUUUCCGCUUCCUUUCUAUCUUGUUUCCUCUCUGCCUUGCUGGUUUGUCUUUUUUGGAGUUGACUCUCCUUGAAGGCUUUGGUAUGGAUCCAGAGUGGAGCUAGAGGACGUGUGGUGUGGAGUUGUGCACGUGACAAACAUGGGAGGCCAUUAGAAGGAGGAGCUUUAUUCACAGGGCAACCUGUGCUUAGAGAAAUAGCUAGCUAAAGACUAAAGGAACAAUGCUACGUUCAGUCGGGGAACGUGUAAAGACUUGUAUGUUUCAGGGUUUUCUGUUGAUUUUGUUGAUUGAUUUACCAAAGGUAGUAGCAAUACAAGUGCAAGAAUGAUGUAGCUAUUAAGCCAUUAUUAUUUCCUCUUUUAAAAGAUAAAGUGUUGAACAAAACACAGAAAAAAAGAAAAGAAUUCUGGUUUCUUCAAAAAAUUUGUCUUCAGGAAAAAAGUUGGCCUUGAUGGCUUUUAGCAAAACAGUAUCUGAAGACAUUCUGCAUGUUAGCUUGAUCUUUAAGCUUGGUUCUUCUACUUUCCACAAAAGUCAUUGUGAAAUCCUUAGAGGUCAUUUAUGGGUCUGCUGUGUGUUGGAAAGGGCUCUGCAGUGAAACAACAACUAAUCUAAACUGUGCAUAGCAGACCUGACUCAAAAACAACAACAAAAGAAGAAGAAAAAAAAAAAGAAAAACACCACACUUGGUGUUAGUGCAGCCACAGCUUGUAGCACCUUCACCAGUCAAAACCUGAUUGCUCCAACUUGCUUCCUGAAUUGACUCUCAUCUGAAAUCAGCAAGCUCCUGAUAGCAUGGCAAAGAGAGCGAAGAAGACUGUUUGUCCACAAGAUGGCGCCAUGCAUUCAGGCUUGCACUUUGCCCUCAGACUUUCCCCAUCAGCACCUGCUUGCAGUAGUGGAUCUGUUGGACGCUGCCACUAAAACACACUGGAAACCACCAGGGACUGGCCCAAUGACCUGGACCUAUGCACUGUUCUUUAUGCAUGUUGUUGUCCCAAAAAAAAAAAAACAAAAAAAAAAAGCACCCUCCCUCAUAGCUACACUCAACAUCACUGAAAACAUUCUAUGCUGUGUGCUUUAAAUGGAAAAAAGAACAAAAAAAGAAAACUUAGACAAGUACACUGAGGUUGUUCCACUUGUCAAAGACUGCAUGAAAUAGACACCAUUUUUGUACUCUUCUCAGAGUCCUAAAAAAGAAGUAGACAACCCAUUUUUUUAAAAUAAUCACAUGAUGGCAAGAUGCUAUAUUUUAACUUUUUGUUUCCCUUCCAGUUUUGGUCGAUUUGAGCCAAGGUUACCUUUCACAGUUUGUUUUUUUUUUCUUCCACAGUGUUGUCAAAAUUUACAUUUAGAUUACAUUUUAGGGCAAAGGAAAAAGAAACACAUGCACUGUGCGCAAUGCCUGCUUGUUGAACACACGCUCAACCAUUCACAAUAAGCUAAGGAAAAAUGAUAUUGAUAUAAAUGUACAUAGAUAUAUGACUUUGAAAGGUGACAUAGCGAAAAAGUAUUUAUUUUUGUUGCUUUGGUCCCUCAUGAUUACUCAUAUAUACAUAUAUUGUACAGUCUAGAUAAAGAAUAAUGGGUUGAGAAAAAAUAUAUACUUAUUUUGGCUAAUGAUUUCAAAGUCUGAAGAUUUUGAAAUGUGUUUGAAUAUAUGGUGUACAUUACUUUGUACAUGUAUGUUUUUUCUUGGCUCGUCAUGUUUUUCAUUUUUGUGUUCUAUCAGAAGAAGGCAGGGCAGGAAUGGGAUAGAAGCCAAGAGUCUGAGUUGCAUGGAUAGGAGCAUCUGAGUGUGUUUUGCACACACUGAAGCAAAUGUAUUGUAGCUGGUAGAAUUUAGAUAAAAGGGAACCUCAGAGGCUAAACUCAAAUGCAAUAUGAAAACAGCUGUUUGCACCCAUGAUAGUUACAAUUAUGAUUUUGCCAAAGAUUCCCACAUGUUCCAUCUAUGUUGACUGCAGGCUGCAUGUUGCUUUUUGUAUCCGACAGCUUCUUAGUUACACACUUUGUUCAGCUCAAGCAGAAAUUUUACAAACCAGCCAGUGCUCACAGAUGUGAGUGUUAUGGGAUGUACAGUUUACCAAGGGCCCCUGGCACUCAUAUAGCGAGACUUUCAGCUGCACAUGACAAAAGCUUUUCUUUUUUUUUUUUUAGUUUUGUUUUUACUGGCAUCUCAUUGCUCCAAAAAUGUGUCCACCUCCAUCGCCUGUUCAAGAAAGAACAAGCCGGUUGUUUCCUGUUGGAAGGGCAUAAACAAAGCACUUAUAUUCACAAUACCAAAAGAGGAGUGACAUAAAUUUCAUGUGGGUGUCAGUGUUGAAGGUAAAUAAAGUCAGACGAGUCUCACCGUGAUGCUAAAGCUCCACAGCUGCAGCUUUGUCAGAUCCCUGCCAAAGGUGUCUCCUCCAGCCCCCCUAACAGUUAGCAACUUAUUUAUUCUUAUUUAUUCUUUUUUUUCUUGACAUGUUUUUUAAAAAAUUGUGUAUCAUUGUCACGUUUUUUGCAGUUUUAAUGUCUAUUAACAGAUUUCGGAAUGUAUGGUGGCGCUUUAUUGAAAGCAAAGAGGUACAGAGCACUUCAUUUAACUAGUAACAAGUUUCAUGUUAUCUGAACUCUGAAGAGGAAAAAAUACUAUGAUUGAGUGUUGCAUAAAUAAAAAAAAUAAAUUUAAAUAAAUAUUUAAAAAAAAGAUAAAUCUGAAAUUGCAUUGUACCUGUUGGCUUUGAGUCAAGAGUUACCUUGUGUGAUUGAUAAAAAUAAGAAUCUGUGACCCCUUGUGCAGUUGGGAUUUGUAUGUUGUAUGAAUGUGCUACCAAGGAUGUACAAAAGGGGCUCAGAUUUUGUUUGCGCUUAUCAUUUACAUUAUAUUGUCAUGGCUUACCUGUUCCUGGGGAAAGAAAAAAAAUACAUUAAAGCAAUACAGAUCAGUUACAUCAA
Messenger RNA from Melanotaenia boesemani (Boeseman's rainbowfish), 9037 nucleotides. RefSeq names its product tensin 1a (gene tns1a). Gene Ontology annotation, molecular function: protein binding. The transcript has 35 exons. The coding region runs from base 831 to 5984 and encodes 1717 amino acids. The record is from RefSeq and is a predicted model, not a curated record. Gene Ontology annotation, biological process: fibroblast migration. Lineage: Eukaryota; Metazoa; Chordata; Actinopteri; Atheriniformes; Melanotaeniidae.